AUGUCUCUCAAGGAAACUCUCGAAAAGACAGCUGCGGGAUGGAUCUCGGAUCUAGAAAGUCGAUCGUUGGACAAUGUUGUGUCGAGGUGGACAGACGAUAUCCACUACACAGUUCACCCGGAUACCGAGGAAGUAUAUCCAAUGACUCGAGAACAGUUUCGGACCUACAAACGGGCAGCGGAUUUCUUCAAGCUUUUGAAGACAUUCAAAAUUAGCAUCAAUGAGAUGUACACAGACUUGGAGAAAAGGACCGUUACGAUGCUUUGUAGCAGCGAGGGGCAAUUGGAAGCAGGCCCAUACGGCACUGAUUAUGUUUUCGUGCUCACUAUGACGGAGGAUGGAAAGAAAAUCGAGAAGUUGUCUGAGUGGCCAGACUUUCACAAAGUCCGAGUUGUACUCAGCAAGUCCGUUUGA
Messenger RNA from Ilyonectria robusta, 414 nucleotides. RefSeq lists its product as uncharacterized. The transcript has 2 exons. Bases 1 to 414 code for a protein of 137 amino acids. The record is from RefSeq and is a predicted model, not a curated record. Lineage: Eukaryota; Fungi; Ascomycota; Sordariomycetes; Hypocreales; Nectriaceae.